Messenger RNA from Sipha flava (yellow sugarcane aphid), 2744 nucleotides. RefSeq names its product DNA-binding protein RFX2-like. Gene Ontology annotation, molecular function: DNA-binding transcription factor activity, RNA polymerase II-specific; RNA polymerase II cis-regulatory region sequence-specific DNA binding. Bases 260 to 2608 code for a protein of 782 amino acids. The transcript is spliced from 17 exons. Gene Ontology annotation, biological process: regulation of transcription by RNA polymerase II. NCBI's taxonomy places the organism in Eukaryota, Metazoa, Arthropoda, Insecta, Hemiptera, Aphididae. The record is from RefSeq and is a predicted model, not a curated record.
CGUUUAUUGUUGCGCGUUUGUUGUGACCACCACCGCUCCUAGCAACGAAAGAGAAGCCGUAGUCAUAGUCACCAUGAACGCCUUUUUCCAUCAACAAUUCAGGUGAACGAUAAAAUUAACAAAUAAGCAUAUAUAAAUACAGUUAAAAUGCUUACUUUGUACGCAUUUGACCGGCGUACUCUGACGUUCCGUCCGCAUCAAGACUUAUGAAACACGUAUUCUGCGAGCCGUCGAAAAAUUGAACAGUUUAGGUAAUUUCAUGGCGACUUCAGUAAGAAGCGGAAUCAAAUUAGAAGGUUCAGCAGGUACUGGCUCCCAACUUAGUACCAUAACUGUGGUAACUGCUGGUGGAGUUGGUCAAACACUUGUUGUACAGCCAGUUCAACAAACUUCAGUUGUACGUACCUCAAUUGACCCGAAUGUCAAUAGUAAUAGGCAAUUAGAAAAUGCCAUAUUGUGUGGUACAAGUCCGGUUCAUGAUGACGGAUCUGAUAAAUCAAUGGAUGAUGAUGAACAUCACAUUGAUCAUAAAGAUCGAAGUGCUUCUACUGUUACUGUUGAUAAUAGUCAUUAUAUUGUGGCAGCAUCAGAAGGGACUCAAGGACGAUCUUAUACCUCCCUUACACCAGUACCAACAUUGGUUCCUGAAGCAGAUGGUGUUGGUUCUGAUGAUGUUGGUCAUUCUACCUAUGUACAAUAUGUCGAAGGAACUGGCGAGCAAGCAAUUUUUACUAAUGGCCAAAUGGCAUAUCCAGUUUAUACUGUGGGUGAGACUGGAACGAUGUAUCAGACUGGUCAAACCCAUUAUUAUACUCCAAGCACAAAUUCUUACUCUCAAGUUACAAAUACUUUAGGCCAACCAACAUGCCAAGCUCAAAUUAUUGGUAAUGCUGCAUAUAUUAUUCAACAGAAUGUUGACAAUGAUCAUACUAUUAUUGCUACCACCCAAAGAGAGAGCCCAAAUUCUGCUAUAUCCUCGGACGUGUCUUAUCUUACAGUAAAUGCUACGGAUUCUGGCACAACAAAUGCUAGUAUAGAUCAGAUAAAUGGUGUUGAAUCUGACGGAGGAAUGCAAAACUCUGGUCUUAUGCAUGCUAAUAGAAUUUCUCCAGCAACUGUCAAUUGGCUGAUGGAAAAUUAUGAAAUGGCUGAAGGUGUAUCUUUACCACGAUCAACACUAUAUAAUCAUUAUUUAACACAUUGUUCUGAAACUAAGAUUGAUCCUGUAAAUGCAGCAUCAUUUGGUAAAUUAAUACGAUCUGUAUUUAUGGGAUUACGAACUAGGCGUUUAGGAACUCGAGGAAAUUCCAAGUAUCAUUAUUAUGGUAUUAGAAUUAAGGCUAGUUCAUUGUUAAAUGAUUUUUCUACUGAAGAGAGCCUACCUGGUCGAACAAAUCAAAGUAGUAGUUCUAAAAAAAUUAAGUUCAUAAAAACGGAAGAACGUAACUGUAAUCAGUACACUACUAAUAGUUCAGAUUCUGCUAAUUGUUCUCAAAAUAGUAUUCCAUCAUCUCCUCAAGCACAAAAUCAAGAAUACUUAGGUGAUGGGGCCAAUGCCGUACCGGAAUUUCCUGAUAUUAUAGUGGAUGAAAUACAAUUAGAUGAUAAUUGUACUUUUGAAGAUGUAGAUACAUUUAAAAAUUUGUAUCGGGAACAUUAUGAAGCGUUUUUAGGUGCUAUAUUAAAUUUGGAAUUUGGUACUGUUGAAUCACUUUGGCGAGAAUUUUGGCGUAGUCAAGAUAACAAUAAUGAUGAAUGUGAAGAGGAAAAGUAUCUAUCUAAAGAAAAAUUGUACUCGUUGUCAAAAUGUAAAACUUUACAACUAUUUGUAAAAACGGUUGACUUUCUAUUUUAUCAAAACUUGGUGAAAGUAUUAAUUCCAGAUGUUCUUCGACCUGUUCCUGGAACAUUAACACAAGCUAUUAGAAAUUUUUCUAAAGGUUUGGAGUCUUGGCUUACAUCUGCAAUGCAAGGAUGUCCAGAAGAAAUGAUCUCAAUAAAAGUGACUGCUGUUAGCGCAUUUGCACAAACCUUACGUAGAUACACUUCACUUAAUCAUCUUGCCCAAGCAGCGAGAGCAGUUCUUCAAAAUUAUACUCAAAUUAAUCAAAUGCUUACUGAUUUAAAUCGUGUAGACUUCCGUAAUGUACAAGAACAAGCUUCAUGGGUAUGCCAAUGUGACUCAACAUUAGUACAACAAUUGGAGGCAGAUUUUAAACAUACAUUACAACAACAAAAUUCCUUAGAAGAAUGGGCAACAUGGUUAAAAAGUGUUGUUGAUAACUGUUUGAAACAAUAUCGUGAUACACCUAAUUUCACCAAAGAAGCUAGGCAGUUUUUACUAAAAUGGUCAUUUUAUAGUUCAAUGGUAAUACGUGAUUUGACUUUGCGUUCAGCAGCUAGUUUUGGUUCAUUUCAUCUUAUACGUCUGCUAUAUGAUGAAUACAUGUUUUAUUUAAUUGAACAUGAGGUGGCUCUUGUCACAGGAGAAACACCUAUUGCAGUUAUGGGAUCAGGAGAUAAAACUAUACCUACUACUGUUUUGAUUGAUUACGAAUCAACAGAGUACACAACUAACUGCAAUGGAAAGCGCAUGAAAAUAAACUAGUCACCAUGUCAUUAGAAAUUCUUCAUUUUUGGGCACUUAAUCACAUAAAAAAGUUUAGUUAUUGUAUGAAUCCAUUGUUUAUUUUAUUUUAUUUUGUUUGUUAUUGUGUGCACUGCAAUUUAUUAUUUUUUAUGUU